This is a messenger RNA of Mollisia scopiformis, 741 nucleotides long. RefSeq names its product DUF74-domain-containing protein. The coding region runs from base 103 to 627 and encodes 174 amino acids. The record is from RefSeq and is a predicted model, not a curated record. The transcript has 2 exons. NCBI's taxonomy places the organism in Eukaryota, Fungi, Ascomycota, Leotiomycetes, Helotiales, Mollisiaceae.
AGUGAUAUAGCAAAGGAAACGCUCAGCUCAACUCAUCAAUCCGAGAAGCAUCACAACCAAACCAAGAAAGCCCACGCUCCAAUUGCCCAACCAGCACCACCAAUGCGCAGAUCCAGCACAGGAGACCACCCCUCAACCUCCAUGACCACCACAACAAAAGACUCCUCCAAACCCCCCUCCAAAGGGAAAUCCAAAGAAGACGCCAACGACUCGAUCCCCGUCCCGUCCUGCUUCAUCGACACCCACGGCGUCAUAACCAGCACCAUGAACGACCUGCCCGGCUACCGCGUCGUCAAGAUCCUUGGCACCGUCUACGGCAUCACGGUCCGCUCCCGCAACUGGGGCGCGGACAUCGGGGCCUUUCUGAGGAGUAGUGUCGGAGGCGAGAUUCGGUAUUUUACUAAUUUGAUGUAUGCGAGUCGGGAUAAGGCGUUGGAGAGGAUGGUGGGGGAGUGUAUGGCGAGGGGCGGGAACGCGGUUGUUGCGUUGAGGUUUGAUCAGGCGGAGGUUAAUACGUUUUCGCAGGUUUGUGCGUAUGGGACGGCGUGUUUGGUGGAGAGGAUUGAGGAUGGGAAGAAAGAGGAGGGUGGUGGGGAGCAGACCAUUAAUUCUAUGCAGAGGUUAUGAGUAUCUUUGCUCAGGCAAACAUCUGUGAUUUGAAGUCAUUGGGACAUCUAAGUAUGUUAACACUUGCUUAGUCUAUUAAAUUCACAUACCCUGUUUCGAGCUGCUUGGCUACUU